AUGAAGGCUGUCGGUUUAAAGAAAUAUGGUGAUAUUAAUGUUUUUGAAGAUAUCGACGUACCUAAACCAUCUGCUCCUCAAAAACAACAAUUACUUGUUCGAGUAAAAGCUACUAGUGUUAAUCCAAUUGAUGUCAAAGUACGAGGAGGUGUUUAUGAUGAUUAUCCAGAUUAUUUUGAUCGUGUUCCACUUAAUAAAGAUAAAUAUCAAAUUCUUGGCUUUGAUUCAGCAGGUAUUAUCGAACAAAUUGGACCUGAUGUAACUCGAUUUAAAGUUGGUGAUGAAAUCUAUUUCGUUGCUUCACCUUUUGGUCAUGGAAGUGAUGCUGAAUUAGUUCUUAGUGAUGAACGAGGUGCAGCAUUAAAACCACGUAGUCUUUCAUUUGAACAUGCUGCUGGUAUUCCAUUAACAGCACUUACAGCUUGGGAAUCACUUGUUGAACGUCUUGAAAUAAAAGAAGGUGAACAAGCAGCUAUUCUUAUUAUUAAUGGUGCUGGCGGUGUUGGAUCAAUAGCAACACAAAUAUGUGCUAAAAUUCUUCGUUUACCAGUUAUUAUAACAACAGCAUCAAGAGAAGAAACAAAAAAGUUUAGUAAAGAAAUGGGUGCAACACAUGUUAUUAAUCAUCAUGAAGAUAUUCGAAAACAAAUAAAUGAUUUAAAAUUAAAUAUUCCAUUAAAAUAUGCAUAUAUAACUCAUACAACUGUUGAUGAAUAUGUUAAAAUAUGUGCUGAUGUUCUAUCACCUUUUGGGAAAAUGUGUUCAAUUGUUCAAGGAAAUUUUGAUUUUUAUGGUACACCAAGUAUGGCUAAAUCUUUAACAUUUGUUUGGGCAUUGUUAGGUACAAAAGUACGAUAUGGUAUUGAUAUAGAAAUGCAUGGAGAAGUACUUGAAAAAUUAUCUAAAUUAAUUGAUCAAGGUGAAAUUAAAUCACAUGUAACACAAACCUUUGAUUUUAAUUGUGAAAAUUUGAAAAAAGUUCAUGAUAUUGUUGAAAAAGGCAAGGCAAUCGGUAAAAUUACUUUAAAAAUGAACACAUAA
Adineta steineri is the source of this 1041-nucleotide messenger RNA. NCBI's taxonomy places the organism in Eukaryota, Metazoa, Rotifera, Eurotatoria, Adinetida, Adinetidae. The record is from the annotation of a GenBank genome assembly.